ACUAUUUCUUCAACUGCAGAAAAAGUUGUCUACCUUGUGGUUUUUCAUCUGUCAUUUGUCAUGUUUGUGUGGUCCUAUUGGAAGACAAUUUUCACAUCUCCUGCAUCCCCCUCUAAUGAGUUCUGCUUGUCAAAAGCUGAUAAAGAACAAUAUGAAAAAGAAGAGAGACCAGAAUCCCAGCAGGAGAUUUUGAGAAGAGCUGCUAAAGAUUUGCCUAUCUAUACGACAACAGCAUCGAGAGCAAUCAGAUACUGUGAUCGAUGCCAGCUGAUCAAACCUGACCGCUGCCACCACUGUUCUGCAUGUGACAUAUGUGUAUUAAAAAUGGACCACCACUGUCCAUGGGUGAAUAAUUGUGUGGGAUUUUCUAACUACAAAUUCUUCCUCCUGUUUUUAAUGUAUUCCUUACUGUACUGUCUGUUUGUUGCUGCUACAGUCUUGCAGUACUUCAUAAAGUUUUGGACAAAUGAAUUGCCAGAUACCCAUGCAAAAUUCCACGUACUAUUCCUUUUCUUUGUGGCAGCCAUGUUCUUCAUCAGCAUACUGUCACUCUUCAGCUACCACUGCUGGCUAGUUGGGAAAAACAGAUCAACCAUAGAAACAUUCCGUGCACCCACAUUUCGAAAUGGCCCUGAUAAAAAUGGCUUUUCUCUUGGAUGCAGCAAAAAUCUGAGGGAGGUUUUCGGAGAUGAAAAGAAGUAUUGGCUACUCCCUAUCUUUACCAGUUUGGGCGACGGGUGUAAUUUUCCAACUCGUUUGGUGAUUAUGGAUCCAGAGCAACUUACUGUCUCAAGCCAAAAUGAACCUGCCAAAAGCUCUGGAGCCAAUCAGUCCUUUCCUACUCGACCACUCAGUGAAUCACAAAAUCGACUGCUAGCCAGUGACAGUCAGUGGGUGGAAAGUGGCCCUGAAGAGGAAAAUGUUAAAUCAGGUUUCUGCAACACAUUUUGUGCUUGAAUAUUACUUAAUUUUGUUUGGAAGAAGUUGAUCAGUAAAAAAAUGGAACAUGAAUAUUUUAGGAAGAGACAAGAAAUUCAAGUUUCUGCACAGUACGAUGGAUUCUUGUAAGCACUAUUGCAGAGCAGGGAAGUUAAGACAGAUGCCUUAAGAUUCUUAAUGUGCAUUUAUGCAACACUGAAUUAUAUACUGCUACCAAAGGGCCAAAUCCUGAAGUGCCCUGCUUGGAUGCACAAGGUCCAGAGUGGGA
Molecule: messenger RNA, 1207 nt
Organism: Fulmarus glacialis (Northern fulmar)
Lineage: Eukaryota; Metazoa; Chordata; Aves; Procellariiformes; Procellariidae
Gene: ZDHHC20
Product: zinc finger, DHHC-type containing 20
Exons: 11
Coding region: 61-957 (298 amino acids)
Biological process (GO): peptidyl-L-cysteine S-palmitoylation; synaptic vesicle maturation; protein targeting to membrane
Cellular component (GO): Golgi apparatus; endoplasmic reticulum
Molecular function (GO): protein-cysteine S-palmitoyltransferase activity
Source: RefSeq, a predicted model, not a curated record